Molecule: messenger RNA, 712 nt
Organism: Gekko japonicus
Lineage: Eukaryota; Metazoa; Chordata; Lepidosauria; Squamata; Gekkonidae
Product: coiled-coil domain-containing protein 102A-like
Exons: 2
Source: RefSeq, a predicted model, not a curated record
UGCCUUGACUCUACCUUAGGCCAAGUGGAAUACCUUCCCCUCCCAGUAAAAUAGUCAGAAAACUGAGCAUUUAUAACAACCCAGCAGGAAGAAAGCACUUUUCAAAGGUCCUCGAGAACAGACCACUCUUGAAUAGUUCUGCAAUACAGGAGUAGUAGCAGAAGGUGCUCUUUCCCAGAGAUGUGCCAACCUUGUCUCCCAAAGUGAAGGUUCUCUUAGCAGGGCCACACUGGUUCACUUCCCGGGCAGAUUAGCACAGAGUGCUUGCAAAUCCUUGAGUAGAUGUCUUGAAGCCCUAUUCUUCCACUGUGGCCACCAACAUUUGAGACUCUUCUCUCUGCCUUUCCCUGCCCCUCCUUCCCUGCAUGGUCUGUAGUCAUUGCAGGAGUUUGAAUUGAUGGAGAACCUUCUGAAAAGCAAACAGGAAGCCUCUGAGUGCUGGGACCAACGGAGCUCAGUCAGCGUCCGCUCGUCUUUCACCCGCCAAGAAAGGAACCGCCUGCUGUGGGAGGAUGUCUCAGUCAUUGAGGAAGAUGCCACCAAGAUCACCGCCCUGAAAUUGCGUCUGGAUGAAUCUCAGAAAGUGCUACUCAAGGAGCGGGAGGAUAAGCUGUCCCUCAGCAAGAACAUUGAGAAGUUGGAAGGUGAAGUGAGUCAGUGGAAGAUCAAAUUCGAGGAGCUGAACAAGAACAAGCAGGAAGUGCUGAAACAG